AUGACACAACCGACCUCCCAAAUCCGCGCAACCUACCGCGCUCUCCUCCGCGAAAUCCCCGCUCGGAGCAGAACCCUCGCCAGCCCCUCCCCCCUCCAAACCCGUCUCCGAACACUCUUCCGCUCACAAGAACAACAUCCCUCCACAAACACAAACGAGCCCACAGAAGCAUUUUCAUCCACAUCUACUACGAUCCCCUUCUCGCUCCCAUCCUCAGCAGAAGAGAGCUCCAUUCGCUUCCAGGAGGCGGAGCAAAUGGCCAAAUACGCUCGCGCGCAGCGAACAUACGUGCAGCUUUUGCGGAGAUAUAAUCCCGGUAUGGAUAUGGAUGAUGAGGAGAGGAUUCGUCUUACUGCUAGACGGGUUGGGUUUAAUUUACCUGAGUUGCAUACUGAGGGGAAGGAGUAG
This is a messenger RNA of Penicillium angulare, 408 nucleotides long. Its product is annotated as LYR motif-containing protein. The record is from RefSeq and is a predicted model, not a curated record. Bases 1 to 408 code for a protein of 135 amino acids. Gene Ontology annotation, cellular component: mitochondrial matrix. Lineage: Eukaryota; Fungi; Ascomycota; Eurotiomycetes; Eurotiales; Aspergillaceae. Gene Ontology annotation, biological process: mitochondrial proton-transporting ATP synthase complex assembly. The transcript has a single exon.